Molecule: messenger RNA, 1419 nt
Organism: Emiliania huxleyi CCMP1516
Lineage: Eukaryota; Haptophyta; Isochrysidales; Noelaerhabdaceae
Exons: 5
Coding region: 1-1419 (472 amino acids)
Source: RefSeq, a predicted model, not a curated record
AUGGGCAAGCCCAGCCGCCGCCCGGAGCGCGACCCCGAGCCGCCGCCAGCGGUACGCGAGCGUCUAGUCGCAGCCGCUGAGCAACAUGCUGCCGCGGCCAGGGCCAGCGCCGAAGCACCGGCGCCGAGGCCCCCAUGGACGCUUCGCUCCAUUCUUCCAGAGUCUCUGCUGCUGCCGUGGUGGGUGGUGCUGUUCCUGUCGGGAUACGCGCUGCUCAAGCUCGGCAUGGGCCUCGAGCACCCGUGCGGAGUCCUCGGCAUUUCCGGCAGCGUGAGUCGCGGCGCAAUCUCCAAGUCGUACCGCGCCCUCUCCAUGUGCACGCACCCGGAUAAGCUGCGCGCGAGGUCGGAGGACGACAUGAAGCGCGGCGAGCUGCUCUUCAAGCGCGCCUCCCGCGCCCGCGAGGAGCUCCUCGCCUCGAUGCGCGCGCCUGGUCCUGCCGCACCAGCCGAGGCACACCCGUCCGAGGCGGGCGGGGCGGGAGGCGAGGGCGAGGCGUCGGCCGAGGCCGCCGCGCAAGCGACGUGCUCGACGGAGCUGGACGCGGCUCUUUACCGCGGCGUCGUGGCGGUCGUGUCCUACCUACGCGAGCUCGGGCUGCGCCACAUCGGCCUCGCGGUCGGCGAGUUCCUCUGGGGCGUGGUCAGCUUUGAGCACGGCCCGACCUACACCUGCUCCCUCCUCCUCCUCCUCCUCACGCUCCUCUCCUUCGUCUGGGCGCUGGUCAGCUACCUCGUCGCCACCGGGCCGGACGCCUCGUCGCUGCUGCAGCUCUCGUGGGCGUGGUCGGCGGCAGACGUCAUCUGCGUCGCAAACAUCAUGCUGCUCGGCGCCACCCUCGCCGCCACCGCAAACGCCGGCAACGAGCCGCAGCUGAGCGGCUCCUUCGCCGCCGGCCUGGCGCUGCGCACCCUCCUCUACGAGCUCGCCCCCUCUCGCGCCUGGCUGCCCCUCUCGCAGCUGCUCCGCUCGCAGCAGCUCGAGUUUGUGCGGAUGGCCGAGGUGGCGGCGCGCGCCCACGGCGGAGUCGGGUCGUGCUCCGGCGGGCCGGUCCGCUCUGCCCUCGGCUGGCUGGGCGCGCCGGUGCUGCCGCACCGCGUGGCGGUGGCGGCCAAGGCCUUCCUGCUGCUGCUCCCGUCCCUCUCUGCCGCGCAGCGGCGCGAGGGCCGCCCGGCGAGGCUGCGCUCGGGCGAGCUAGUCUGGCGCGUGCUGCGCCGGCGGCUCGCCGCCGCCGCCACUCUCUGCGUGCUCACGUGCGCCCUCGUCGCCUUUUACGCCACUUUCGAGCUCAACGCCGUCAACGGGCCGCUCGGCAAUUUGCUGACCGUCACGCUGGCGGGCGGCCUCGGCGAGUCGCUCCUCGGGGUGCGGGGUCGGCUGCGGCAGGCGGUCUUCUUUCUCUUCUUCAUGGCAAUGUAG